AUGGAAGGCCUAUCUCGAGAUAGGAGGUUAGCGCUCGCUACUGAGGCCUUUCAAAAAGGCCAGUUCUCCUCUAAACAGUCCUGCGCGGCCGCUUUUGACGUCAAAAUAAGCACUCUAAAAGGUCGCUUGAAAGGAAUCAAAUCGCGCAACGAAACAGAGGCGAAUUGCAGGAAGCUCUCUAUUAAUGACGAAUUGGUAUUGAAGCGAACGAUCCUCGAUAUGGACUCUCGUGGAUACCCUCUUACUAUUGAAAAAGUCCGCCACCUCGCAGAGAUCCUCCUUGCCGCGAAAUUGAAGCCUUCCGCUCCGGAUAACGCCUUUAUAAGCUAUCGCUGGGUCAACCGAUUCAUCAACCGCCAUGAAGCUGAAUUACAGUCAAAAUACACGAGGCGAUACGAUUACCAAAGAGCGAAACGCGAGGACCCCAAGAUUAUAAAACGCUGGUUCGACUUGGUGCAAAAUACCGUACAAAAAUAUGGGAUUCUUGAACAGGAUACUUAUGAUAUGGAUGAGACGGGUUUUCAAAUGGGGGUUGCCUCUACUGCAAAGGUUGUAUGCGGCGCAGAAUCACGAGAAAGCAAUGCAAGAUCAGUGCAACCAGGCAAUCGAGAAUGGGUCACGGCGAUCAUCACGAUCAGCGCCGCAGGCGUUGUUUUACCUCCACAAAUCAUCUUCGCAGGUAAAAUGCAGCAACAGAAGUGGUAUGAAGAUAUUCCCGAUGACUAUCGGGUCAGCGUGAGCGAGAAUGGAUGGACGAAUGAUAAAGUCGGGUUUGAAUGGCUUCAAUUUUUCGAUAAUUUCACUUCUUCAAAAACGGCCGGUCAAUAUCGCCUUUUACUGCUUGACGGCCACGGGUCCCAUUCAACGCUUGAAUUCGAUCAACUUUGCAAAGAGAAAAACAUCAUUCCUUUAUACAUGCCGCCUCAUUCUUCUCACAAAUUGCAACCGCUUGAUGUGGGCUGUUUUUCGCCGCUAAAAGGCUAUUACGGCCGGCGAAUUAGCGACGCUCUACAGAACGGUAUAGAACAUAUCGAUAAAAGCGAUUUUAUUAAUCACUUCAAGCGUAUAUACAGUAAGGCCUUCUCUGCGAGCAAUAUAACAAGCAGUUUCGCCUCUACGGGCCUCAUCCCGUACGAUCCAGAUAAAGUGCUUUCAAAACUGAAGCCUUUACGAUCUUCAACGCCUCCUCCGCCUUCAACUUCAUCGGCCAACCAGUCCAUGUAUCACGGUAAAACGCCCGUGAAUUUAUAUCAACUAAAUCAUCAAAAAGCGGAGAUUCAAUCGUUGCAAGAAUCGGGAUUAUCAUCGCUUAUUGCGGACCAAGCGCUUGAGAAGGUGUAUAAAGGCGCGGAGAUGGCCAUGCAGAACGCCGCCCUGCUUCAACAAGAAAUACGCCAGCUUCGCGCGGUAGAACAGUCUAAAAAUGGCAAGCAAAAGGCCUCACGACGAUAUCUUCAAGAAGGAGGCACUUUGUCCGGUCAAGAGGGGCGAGAAAUUGCGAAUGAAAAGGCCGCUGAAGAGGCGAGAAAACGAGCUGCUCAAGGGCCUACAACACGCCGGCCACCGCGCUGCAGUAACUGCAAUCAGGAGGGUCACAAUCGUUUAAAAUGUCCUGCCUAA
This is a messenger RNA of Aspergillus affinis, 1620 nucleotides long. RefSeq names its product transposase. Gene Ontology annotation, molecular function: zinc ion binding; DNA binding. Gene Ontology annotation, cellular component: nucleus. Bases 1 to 1620 code for a protein of 539 amino acids. The record is from RefSeq and is a predicted model, not a curated record. Lineage: Eukaryota; Fungi; Ascomycota; Eurotiomycetes; Eurotiales; Aspergillaceae. The transcript has a single exon.